CUCCCCCUCAGGACCCUGCUUGCACCCCAGGAUCUGUGAUGCACCCCACAGUUGCACCCUGAGAUACUUGCUUGUGCCCUUGGUUCUCUUCUUGCACCCCCAGGUCCCUGCCUGCAGCAGAACCUGAGCAGCCCCACGGCAGCAGCUGGUGGCACGUCCCUCCAUGGAGUUCUCGGAGCUGAUCAAGACGGCGACUGUGGAGAACGUGUUGCUGUCAUGUGCGGGGCUGCCAGUGGUGAAGGGCACCCUAUGCAUCACCAGCCACCACCUUCUCCUCUCCUCCUGUCCCAGGGGGGAUGGCCAGACCAGCACUGAGGAGCUCUGGCUGCUCAUCCGCAAUGUGGAUGCCGUGGAGAAGAGGUCCACUGGCUCCUCCGGCACCAUCACGCUCCGGUGCAAAGACCUGAAGGUGCUUCAGCUAGAGAUCCCAGGCCUGCAGGAGUGUCUCAACAUUGCCAGCUCCAUCGAGGCCCUCUCCUCGGUGGACUCCGUGACGAUGAUGUACCCAUUCUUCUACAGACCCCUGAGCCUGAAGCUCGAGGAAGGCUGGCACCUUUUCCCCCUCGAGCAGUACUUCCAGCAGAUCGCCUCACAGACGAGCCAGUGGCGGCUGAGCAAUGUGAACCAGGACUUCACCACCUGCCCCACAUACCCUCCGGCUGUCAUCGUGCCCGCAACAGUGGAUGAUGAUGCCCUGCGGAAGGCUGCCCGCUUCCGGCAGGGAGGGCGCUUCCCUGUCCUCAGCUAUUACCAUCCCAAGAAUGGCACCGCAAUGCUCCGCAGCAGCCAGCCGCUGACAGGUCCCAACCGAAAGCGCUGCCGCGAGGAUGAGCUGCUUCUGGGGAUGGUACUGGACAAGGGGGAGCAGGGUUUUAUCAUUGACACGAGGUCAGCACAGACAGCAAAGCAAGCUCGGAUGACUGGCGGGGGCACAGAGCCCAAAUCCUCCUACCCUUAGUGGAGGCGGCUGCACCAGCCCCUGGAGAGAGGCCGCCCGCUGCAGGAAAGCUUUAUUAAGCUGGUGGAAGCCUGCAACACCACCUUGACCAACAUGGACCAGUGGCUGAGUCGCUUGGAGAGCUGCCGCUGGCUGAGCCACAUCAAGGCAGCCCUGAGCACAGCCUGCCUGGCAGCACAGUGCAUGGACAGCAAAGAAGCCAGUGUGCUGGUGCAUGGGGCGGACGGGACAGACACGACACUGCUGGUCACGGCGUUAGCCCAGGUGAUCCUGGAUCCGUCCUGCCGCACACUCACAGGCUUCCAGGGGCUGCUGGAGAGGGAGUGGAUCCAGGCCGGGCAUCCCUUCCACCUCCGUUGUGCCCGCUCUGCCUCCUCCCAUGCCCGGCUGAAGCAGGAGGCGCCACUUUUCCUUCUCUUCCUUGACUGCGUGUGGCAGCUGAGCCACCAGUUCCCCUUCUCCCUGGAGUUCAGCGAGCGCCUCCUCCUGACCCUGUUUGACAAUGCCUAUGCCUCUGCCUACGGCAUCUUCCUGUGCAACAACGAGAAGGAGAGGUGCCUGUGUAAAGUGAAGGAGAGUACACACUCUCUCUGGGCCUGGCUGAACCAGCCUGGAGAGAAGAGGAAGUACCUGAACCCUCUCUACUCACCCAAUGCCCUGGUCAUCUGGCCCUCCGUGGAGCCGCAGAGCAUCCACCUCUGGCAGGGUUUAUUCUUCCGAUGGAUCCGUUCAUCCCAGCACCUGGACGAGGCCUGGGGGGAGAUCCAGCGGUUAGCAGAGUGUCACAACCCCCCCCAGAAGGAGAGCACAGGGAAUAGACUGAGCCAGGCCCUCUCUGACCCCCUUGCCCAGACAGAGAAUGGAAGAUGAACAGUAGCAGGGACAAUUUGGUCCCUGUGGAUGGCUGGGCCAAGGUGAGCCAAACUUGUAACACCCUUUCCACAAAGGGCUGCAGCUUGAGUGUUGCGUCAGUCACUCCAAGCUAGCAGCCAGACAGGGAUAUCUGCCCUUUAACCCAGUUCUGAGGAAGGAAAGAGAUACAAAGCACCCUCCAGACAGAGAGACACCAGGCUAGAGGCCUGGAAGGAUGAGGAUCCACAACACAAGCAUGCUAGUGCAGGAAAUAACUGUUCCCUGUGGAAAGUUUGGCUCAGGGUCAGUGCAGCAAAUAAACAAAGCACUGGAACUGGGCGCGUGUGUGUCAUCUGGAAAACAACACCUGGCUGCAGCACUUCCAGCCUGUUCACACAUCAGGCCUGGACACGACCCUGGGCUCUGGAUCCUCCCUGGGAAGUGUCCCUGUCUACCCAGGGGUGGAGAGCCCAGCACCCAACAGCUCAGGUUAAUUGUAUUGCAGACUGGGAAAAAAGCUCAAACCCCCCACAGGUGAUUUUCCUUGUGUUUAUAGAAGAUUUCUGGUUAUUUCCU
Molecule: messenger RNA, 2386 nt
Organism: Neopsephotus bourkii (Bourke's parrot)
Lineage: Eukaryota; Metazoa; Chordata; Aves; Psittaciformes; Psittacidae
Product: myotubularin-related protein 9-like
Biological process (GO): negative regulation of autophagy
Source: RefSeq, a predicted model, not a curated record